Molecule: messenger RNA, 3474 nt
Organism: Symbiodinium sp. CCMP2456
Lineage: Eukaryota; Dinophyceae; Suessiales; Symbiodiniaceae
Source: the annotation of a GenBank genome assembly
AUGACGGAGAAGGAGCUGGACUUGGGAAGCAAGACCCAGCGAGGUGUUAAGGUUGAGAUGACCCUCCUCGGCCACAUAGUCUUCCGAGACCUGUCUCCGACUGGCGAUGGGUCCCGGCUUCACGCGGUGCUACAUCCCGGCAUGCCCGACACUCCGGUUCUGCGCCGCGGCGAUCCCGUUCUGGGUUCCUUCUUCAUCAACAGGCCGUUUGAUGGCAGCCUGCUCGUGCAGAACACCUGCGUGGAGUGGAGGCUCGGUGAGGAUGAGGGCGUGUAUGCCAAGCAAGGCGAGAACAACGAACCCCUCAGGCCAGAUGGCGGUGCCUUCGUCCCGAAGUGCGUAGGCGAUGCCAUCCUCAAGGUGGACUGGGUCGAGCUCCGGUAUGGUGCACUGGUCGAGGUUCGCCUGAGAUAUGGCCCAGAGUUGCAGGAUGUCGCGCCUCAGUAUGCCAAGCAGUUCGAUCAGGCCAAGAAAGAUGCACGCAAGAAAGGCCGAAAAGGCGGCGCAAUGUGCUCCAUCCUUGUCCAGGUCUUCCCGCCGAGCUACAGGCCGUCCGAUGCGGAGACUCAAGAUGGGGGCACCAUCAUUGACGAGAGCAUCCCAAAGGCAAGGGCCAAAGAACUCUUUAAAUCACGCACCUGGUGCCUACGCAGCAGUGCUGCUUUUGCUGUCACCCACAGGUUCCCUGCUGAAAUCCAGCUCGCGGUCUGCAUCUUGUGGUUGCAUGGGUGCCAGAUGGUUUUCAAAGACCCCACAGUCAAGGACCUCAUAGCCAGCAUCGAGACGGCCACGAAGGAAGCGAACGAUGCCUACGAGGUCUGCACAGAUCUCGUCCGAAAGGUUGGCAACACCUUCCAGGCCCUCGAUCCUGAGCUGAAAGACUUGAAGGAGCAGAACUCAAGGCUAAUGCAGAGGAUGGCGGCGGUUUCUAUGGACAAAGACACCGUCAUCAAGUCCAGCACAAACUCCAAGGAACAGGCCCUUCGCCGAGCGACGGCGAAGGCCAAGCUGGACAAGCAGAUGGUCCUUUUCACGAAGUACGACGCGAACAAGGACGGGGUCUUGGAUAAGAAGGAGAUCGCGAACUACGCGAAGAAGGAGUUUAGCUUCACAGUUCCGGAGCCGGCAAUGAACUCCCUGCUCCAGGUCCUGGUGGAUGAAGGAGCCAAGGGUGUGAAGAAGGCAAACUUCCACCGGGUGCGAAUCCACGUUGGCAUGGCCCGCGAAAAGGCCAAGGAUUUGAAAAGACGGAAAGCUCGAGAAGCCAGGGAGAAGGAAAUCGAAGAAAUGAAGGAAGCCUUCAAGACAAAGGCCAAUCCCCCGCUCUUCCUCUGCUGGAAAGCAGUGUGCACAUUGCUGGACAACAUUGCCCGGGCCCCCGAGAAUGAGAAGUUUCGACAAAUCCGAAAGAGGAAUCCUACCAUCGCCCGGCUCCUCGGCGUUGAGGAGGAGGGUGUGCUGCGAAGCGCCGGAUUCGAGGAUGGCCCGGAAGAGACCUUAGUCUGCCUGGGGGCCGCUCCCGAGCUUCCGGAGGUCCUCAAAGCUGCAGCUGUUAUUCGGGACACCUUGAGGCAGAAGGAGGCUGAGUUGGGAGGCGAAGGCGCCGGCGCGCUGCUCUGCUCUGAUAGCCGCGUGGCGCAAGCAAUCGAGUGUGCCGUGCUGGAUUACGCCGCGCAGCGGUCGGCCGACAUGGCCGAGGCCGAGAAGAAGCGGAGAAGAGUUGAUGAGGCCGAUGGCCUACGCUCGCCCACAAGGUGGAGGGAAACCCUCGCUCAUGCAGGUGGAGGCUUUCUUUGCGAUGGCGGGAUGCUCGAGGCAUGGCUGGACGAGGCCUCUGCCAACCGCUCCCUGGCGUUCGAACUGCUUCAGCUGCAGGACAAGGCCAUGCGCUGGUACACCACGGGAGCCCGAAGGCACUGCGAGUCCUUCAGAGGACGGCUCCUGGAUGCUGCGAAGACCCUGCAGACGGCCUUUAACGACACGAUCUGGCCCGAAAGGGAUGAUGGCACCAUACCUCUGCCGGAUGGCUUAUUCUCAGGCCAGGCAGAGAAGAAACAGAAACACGCCGAAGAGGUAGUCGACUGGGCUCAGAUUCCCCGCCAGGAUUGGCUUGAGUUCACGAGCGAGCCAGAAACCAUCGCCCAUACUGAUCUGCUGUCAUCGGAUUGGGUACAAAAGACCGAGGAGUGCAGAGAGCACGACUUGGAUCCCGAGGGCGAGGCUGCAUUCUACCACCCCUCCUUCCGGUUUAAGCAGCCGGCCUUUGCUGUGCAUAUUCAGCUUUUGGAGAAGCGGAAAGGCAAACCACAGCAGAAGAUCUGGGAUGUGAUCUACGCUGGCGGGGCGGGUGCUGACAACGAGAUCGUCCGCUCUGCCACACCCAACGGCGGUUCGCAUCCACUCUUCCGGCAGUUCUGCCAGCCUCUGUCCGAGGAGACCCGCUAUGAGCUGCAUGUGACGGACGUGACCCGGAACAGGAAAGGGAAGCCCAGGAAAAGCUUCGACGAGAUCCUGGAGCUUCGGCCAAAGCCGGAUCUUCCACGCACCUUCCACCUGAAGAAAGGUAUGAAAGUGCCGAAGAAGUUCUCUUUUGACUACUGGCUCCGAAAGGAGAAGAAGGAGCAGGAUCGAGAGAAGAAGCUGAACUUCCUGAUGCAGGGCCUUGCCUGGAGUCCUCGAAGGCCACUGAAAGUGGCAAAGAAGAACUUUCCAGAUGGCCCAAUUGACUUCUCCCCGUGGACGAUCGACCCAGAGACUGGUGAGCGGGUGCUGAAGCCGCUGAUCACCGAAGAGCUGGCACAGCUCCGUGAGGCUGUGUUCAGCUAUCCGGAGGAGGGGGGUGCGCCCCCUCGACUUUUCCGCGAAGCUGCCAUGAUGUCCAACCGGCUUGAGGCCGACAAGGACAUCGAGCUGAUGCCAAAGCCGCACCAGCAGUCACACGAGUUGGCGGAAGCGGAGCAGAGAAUAGCUGCGUCAGACGAGGCCAUCAAGAAGGUCGAAGAGGCAGCCAAGCCCAUGCACCUCCAGGGCAAGGAGAUGAAAUCUGCGGAGAUGUUCACCUUAGUGGAUGACCUCGAGCAGCAGAUCAAGGAGACCAAAGCGCCCUUCGAGGAGCUCAAGGCGGACAUUGCCGGCUGCAAGGAGGGCGCGGCGGACGAGAUUCUCCUCUGGCUCAACAACCAGGUGAAGCUGCUUGAGCUGAAGUUUGCCAAGCUUGAACCUCGACUGGGACUCCUUGGCUCCAGCUGCCUCAGGUUUCGCGAGACGGCGAAGGGCAGGGAGAGGUCAGAGCUGAAGUCCGUGGAGACCAAGGCGAAGGACAUGCUGAGGUACCACCAGAAGGCCAAGGACAUGACAGCCGAUCAGCUAGCUGAGGCCAUCGAGGGAGAUGGCGACACCCUCAGUGAGGACGCCUUCCUGAGCUUCUUCCAGACCUGCGAGCAGGAGCCUGUGGAGGGGGCAGAGAAUGGGCAC